Blepharisma stoltei is the source of this 4067-nucleotide messenger RNA. The record is from the annotation of a GenBank genome assembly. NCBI's taxonomy places the organism in Eukaryota, Ciliophora, Heterotrichea, Heterotrichida, Blepharismidae.
AUGAAAUUCUGGCAGAUUUUUAUAUUUAUAACUCUAGGUUUAUCAAUAGACGUUUUUCUCGUCUACGACAACGCAACCAGCUUAAAUAUGCCUCUUUUCAAAAGCAACCUAGAAUCAAGUUGAAACAAAACCUCAGAAUUUAAUGCAUUAUUUACUGAUUAUACAAUAUUUACACAAAUUUUAAAGGAAAAUCCAGAAAAUAUUCAAAUUGUUAUUGACCUUACCUCAGAUUUCAAGUCACAUUUUUGGAUUUCAAGACAAGCUUUAGAGAACCAUUUUAUUCACAUAACCCAGAAAAAUUAUAAUGAAGCCUAUUCUGACUGGUCUUUUUCUUUGAAUUCAGAUAUAAAUGUUUAUUCAAAAGCAAUAAAAAAUGUUUGAGAUAAUCUUAAUUGAAUGACUGGUGUUGUUUUCCUUUCCCUAAAGAGUUUAUUAAUAAGAGAUAAAGUGUAUACCACUUUAGACAAUGACUUCCAUUAUGUAAUAAUUGAAAGCAAGUCUGGAAUUACUGAAGUUAUUAAUAGAGAUGUAUUUAAACUAGGGAGAAAUUUAUAUUUCGUGUUUACAGAGAGCGAUAUUUCUGAGGAAAUUAUAAGUAAUUUGGUGCAAACCAAGCUUUUGGGCAAGGGUUGCGGUCUAUUUCUUAGCCAGGAGAGUGGCUAUAAAGCCCCAAUAGACGGAUCAUUAAUAUUAGCGUCUAGAGGACAAGAGCAAACUACUUCUUUUCAAGAAUCUUUACAAGCAAAUAUUGUCAAUUUAUUCAUCUCACUUCUUGAUUUUUUGCAAAACAAUAAUUUUUAUAUUGACAGUCCCACUGUCUUAAAAAACGCCUUUAUCUCCUUAUGUGAAAACCAUUUUUGCACAAAUUCUUUCAGUUUAGUGAAUAUUCAGUCAGGUAAACGAGUUUUAAUAGGCGAUGCUUAUUCUAAAAACUUUUCCUCAAUAAUUUUCCCAGGUGGACAAAUUUCAAUUCCUUAUGUUCAGAAAAAAAAAAUUAAUAUGAGCAUAAGUAACGGUAUUCACAAUCCUUUUACUAAUCUUACGAUGCCUUAUUUCCAGGUGCAAUACUUCGGAGUUUAUAUAGCAAUCGACCAAGUUAACAGUGGAGAAGACUUAAUUUCAAAUUUUAUUAUGGAGCCAACAACUUUUGACAGUGGGAAUUCAAUAUAUGAUUUUGAGUUUUCUUAUAAUUCCUUUAGUGAGAAUAUUAAAAAAAUUGGUGUCAUGCAUAUACCACAAAGCUUCACCCCUGUAGUUAUAGGAACAAUGAAAACUUUAAGCGCAUUAAACAUAUAGAAAUUGCCGAUGAUGGCGCAUUGAGCGCCAUCAUCGGGCAACUUUUUUCAGGGUCCACAAUGGAAAAGGGUUACGUGUGGAACCCUUUUUAACACGUGGAGAAUCCUCACUUCCACGCGUCAAAAAGGGUUCCACACGUGGAACCCAUUUCACGUGUGGACCCUUAAAAGACGUUGCCCGAUGAUGGUGCAUUGAGCGCCAUCAUCGGGCAAUCAGUAUAUCAAUCCCAGUUAUAGCAGGACUAUCUAAUGACGCCUCUUUAUCAUUUUCCGAUACUUUUCCUUAUUUUUCAAGAACCACAUUUGACGGUACCUAUGUCGCCAGCCAAUCUUUAAAGCUCCUUUAUACCUUAGGCUGACGAAACUGCGCAAUUUUAUACCAAGACGAAAUUUUUAUGACUUCGGUUUACAACGAAUUUGUAAAAACAGCCAAAGAGUAUCGUUUUAAUAUUUUAAACAGAGAAGAUCUUAGACUUAUUCCCAGUUCUGUAAAAAACUAUACCAGCCUUUUAAAAUAUACCCAUGCAAUGCAAGAAGUAAUUGAUUCCAAUGCGAAGCUGCUAAUUAUCGUUAUGACUGGCUCUAUAAAUCAUUAUAUAAUGGACAUUUUUUAUGAUUUAGGAAUCAGAAAAGGAGACUUUGUUGUGUUUUGAGCAAUAACCGCAUGAAUUAAUAGUAUGUAUAUUCCUCGUGGUGAUAAUUUAACAAAAUCCAUAGAGGUCUCGCUGCCUUCUAUAUCAUUAGACCAGCCAGCAUUUGUAGGAGAAAUUGGUAAAUGAGUAAAUAUUGAACUGACUUCGAAAUAUCAGACAGAAAAUAAUAUUGCUUCAUGCUGGUCUUAUGAUGCUGCAAGACUAGGAAUUAAUGCCCUUGAUUAUAUGACUAACAGAGGUCUAGACUAUACAAAUGGGAGCUUAUUUAUGAGUUAUAUAAGAAAGCAGAAUUUUGUAGGGUGCUCAGGAAAUAUUAGGAUUGAGCCAAAUAGUAAUAACAGAUUUAUUGAUUCUCUUGUAUUAAAAAAUGCUAUAUGAGAUGAAAACAGUAAGAAUGUGAUUUUAGAAGAAGUUGGGAACUGGAGUCCUAUAGGAAAUAAACUGCUGACUAUGAAAAAGUCUAUUAUUUAUUAUGGAAAUUCAACAAAUAAGCCUGAUGAUUUUAGAGUUGUAUUAGAUGGCUGCCCAUUUCCUCAGUCAGCAGUUAAAACUUUUGAGAAAGGCAGGUAUUUAAUUUUUGGGAUAGGAAUUGCGACUGUAAUAUGAAGUUUUUUUAAUAUUUUUUUUAUUUGGAAGCAAUGGAGUCAAAUAGUCGUCCCUGAUCUAACAAGCCGAGAAGAAGUGUCAUACGAAGACUUUAUUAUGGGUUCUACAAUUGUUAUUGAGUUUUUCCAAUUUUUAGCUAUGGGGCCAGGAAUGAAGCCAGUCAGCUCUUUUCUAAAUUAUAUAGGUAAUGCUUUGUCUUUUGACUUUGAUGAUUUUUUUUCACCGAAAAAUGGUGCAUUUUGGAUUAUAAUUGAUUUGGUAUUUGUUGGUGUACUCUUAUGGGUAGUUCUUUCACUAGUGGUGCUUCUUAAUCUGGGGGAAAGAAAAUUUUAUGGUAAAUGAAUAGCUGAAAAGCUUAACAGUUAUGCUGACAAUUUAAUGCCCUUUUUAGGUAAUUGAUGCUUUAUUCCAUUUAUUUCAAUAUUGUUGGAUGUUUUUUGUAUGUGAUGAAUAUUAUCUUAUCUUAUUAAAUUUAUAAUGUUUAACGUCCACUAAGGGGUAGCCUUUCCAGAGCUGCCACCAUAUUUGUCAACAUGUCGGGUCCAUUAACCUCUGGAUCGAUCCACUUUGUUGCACCAGGACACAGGUCGAUACUGCAUUCCGGCUUCAACAGGCUGCGUUGCCUCGUCUCCUUGGCUCAGCUCCUGCGCGUGUUCCGCCUAAGGGUCGCCUUCCUCGGGUGUGUUGAGAGGCAAAAACUUCAAGUCUCUUGAUGCACUUGGAGCGGCGCCCUGGCUUAUCCGCCAAAGUACAAAUGCUAUUGCUGUGCAGAAGUUUCCCUAAAGAAAGCCGAAACCCAUAAAUAAAAUUGCUUGGGGGAGAGGAAAUUAGCGGAGCUCAUUUCACUCGAACCGAAUGUCAUUUUAUUUAAGUAUGUGAUCAAUCAAUAGGUGAUAAUUUUACAGAUAGUUUUAUGAUGAAGGAUUGCUACCAAUUCUGCUGAAAAGAUGAACAUUUAGUAUAUUCUAUCUUCUCUGGGAUUGCCAUUAUUUUGUAUGAGCCACUUGCUAUUUCUUGCAGACCACUGUGGCAAGAAAUGCAGAAUUUAGCUCACGUGAAAUCUAUUCCCCUACACCUGAUGGAAAAGACGAUAAUUCAAGUUAUUUUUAUUGUCCUUAAUAAAACAAUAAAAAGAAUACAAAGACUAGCCCAUGGCCUCAUAUUUACGAUUGUUAUGCUAUGUUUUGCAAUUUUUACAUUAAAAUACAAAGCUUAUAAUUAUGAAAGAUUUAGCUGAUGGCUAUCAUUAAGUCUAUUUGGAGUCUCUUGAGGGUCAUUUUUAGCUACAAUUGAUAAUGAAUUAGGCGACGGGUCCUUUUUCUGAAUUCUUCUUUUGAUUAUUGGCUGAUCUAUAUUAAUAUGUAUUGGAGUUAUAGUGCAAAGAGUGAAAUAUCCUAGCUUAUUAUACCGACCUCAAAAAAUAAACACUGAAAAAUUAUACCAUUUUGCUUUUGCUUUUAGUUCUAGAAUUGAUGAUUAUGAUGAGGUUGGGAGUGUUAAUUUCUUACAAUAA